GCGGCCCGGCCGGUGCCCGAGGAGGAGCCGAAGAUGGCGGCGGCCGAGGCCGUGCACCACAUCCACCUGCAGAACUUCUCGCGCUCGCUGCUGGAGACGCUCAACGGGCAGCGGCUGGGCGGCCACUUCUGCGACGUGACCGUGCGCAUCCGCGAGGCCUCGCUGCGCGCGCACCGCUGCGUGCUGGCCGCGGGCUCGCCCUUCUUCCAGGACAAGCUGCUGCUCGGCCACUCGGAGAUCCGCGUGCCGCCCGUGGUGCCCGCGCAGACGGUGCGCCAGCUCGUGGAGUUCCUCUACAGCGGCUCGCUCGUCGUGGCGCAGGGCGAGGCGCUGCAGGUGCUCACGGCCGCGUCGGUGCUGCGCAUCCAGACGGUCAUCGACGAGUGCACCCAGAUCAUCGCGCGCGCGCGCGGCGCCCCCGCGCCCCUGCCCGCGCCCGCGCCCCCGCCGCUCGCGCCCGCGCAGCUGCGCCACCGCCUGCGCCACCUGCUGAGCGCGCGGCCGCCGGGCCCCCUCGCCGCCGCGCACAGCCGCAAGCAGCGCCAGCCCGCGCGCCUGCAGCUGCCCGCGCCCCCGCCGCCCGCCAAGGCCGAGGGCGCCGGCCCCGCGCCGCCCGCGGGCCCCGACGACGGCGGCGGCGACGACGACGAGUCCGGGGACGACACCGACGGCGAGGACGGCGACGGCGGCCCGGGCGAGGGCCCGGCGCCCGCCCCCUUCCCGGACUGCGCCGCCGGCUUCCUGGGCGCCGCGGACGGCGCGCGCGAGGAGCCGCCGGGGCCCGCGGGCCUGCCCGACUUCGGCGGGCCGGGCCGGGACUUCCUGCGCGCGGGCGCGGCGGCCGAGGACGCGUUCGCCGACGGCUACGUGCCCGCCUGGCACGACGAGGACGGCGCGGCCGCCGAGGCCGGCCCCGCCGAGGCCCCCGCGCCGGCCGACUGCGCCCUGGCCGGCCCGCGCCCGCCCGGCGCGAAGACCCCGGGGCCGCCCGGCGCGCUCUACCCCUUCCACCUGGGCGCGCCCGGGCCGCCCGCGCCCGCGCCCCCGCCCGCCUUCUACCCCGCGCUGCAGCCCGACGCGGCCCCCGGCGAGCCCCUGGCCGAGGCCCCCGCCGCGCCGGCCGCCGCCCCGGCCCCCGCGGCGCGCGCGCCCCCCGGGCCCGAGCCGCCCGCCUACGAGUGCAGCCACUGCCGCAAGACGUUCAGCUCGCGCAAGAACUACACCAAGCACAUGUUCAUCCACUCCGGGGAGAAGCCGCACCAGUGCGCGGUGUGCUGGCGCUCGUUCUCGCUGCGCGACUACCUGCUCAAGCACAUGGUCACGCACACGGGCGUGCGCGCCUUCCAGUGCGCCGUCUGCGCCAAGCGCUUCACGCAGAAGAGCUCGCUCAACGUGCACAUGCGCACGCACCGGCCCGAGCGCGCGCCCUGCCCCGCCUGCGGCAAGGUCUUCUCGCACCGCGCGCUGCUGGAGCGCCACCUGGCGGCGCACCCCGCGCCCUGA
Talpa occidentalis (Iberian mole) is the source of this 1503-nucleotide messenger RNA. It is a transcript of the gene ZBTB45, whose product is annotated as zinc finger and BTB domain containing 45. Gene Ontology annotation, molecular function: protein binding. The transcript is spliced from 3 exons. Gene Ontology annotation, biological process: negative regulation of transcription by RNA polymerase II; regulation of immune system process; regulation of cytokine production. Lineage: Eukaryota; Metazoa; Chordata; Mammalia; Eulipotyphla; Talpidae. The record is from RefSeq and is a predicted model, not a curated record. Bases 34 to 1503 code for a protein of 489 amino acids.